Molecule: messenger RNA, 1164 nt
Organism: Coregonus sp. 'balchen'
Lineage: Eukaryota; Metazoa; Chordata; Actinopteri; Salmoniformes; Salmonidae
Source: the annotation of a GenBank genome assembly
AUGACACUGCACCAGCCUCCCAGUCUGCUCCAGCCCAGGUCAACCUACCAGGUCAGCCAACCAGCCUCCCAGUCUGCUCCAGCACAGCCUGCUCCAGCCCAGGUCAACCUACCAGCCUCCCAGUCUGCUCCAGCCCAGGUCAACCUACCAGCCUCCCAGUCUGCUCCAGCCCAGGUCAACCUACCAGCCUCCCAGUCCGCUCCAGCCCAGGUCAACCUACCAGCCUCCCAGUCUGCUCCAGCCCAGGUCAACCUACCAGCCUCCCAGUCUGCUCCACCCAGACAACCUCCCACAACUGCAAUCCUUAUUGAUUCAAAUGGGAAGCUCUUGGUACGGGAGAGAUUAUUUCCUAGACACCAGGUGUAUAAAUUCUGGUGUCCUACAACUGAGAGUGCAAUGCAGCUACUCAGUCAGACCAGGAUUGACACCCCUGACAACAUCAUCAUCCACACUGGCACAAACUACCUUUAUGCCAAAUGUGAAAAUGUAUCUGGGGCAGUGAGAAGAGUGGCAGAACGGGCACAGGCUAUGUUCCCAACAACCAAUGUAGUUGUGUCUUUACCAAGAAAAUACUUCCCAGGACAGUUGAUUGACAAAAUAAAUCAACAGAUCACUGUGGACUGUGCCUCACUGCUCAACGUCAGAACGGCUCACCAUCCCACUCUGACAUGUGAACUCUUAUACGACAAUGUACACCUUGAUCAGGUCAGUGUCAGAACCUUUGCCAAGGACCUAAAGGAUGCAACACUUGGCAGGGACCCACACACCCAUCACCCCAGCAGCAGCGGCCCCCCGCUCCACCUUCUGAAACAACAGUACCCCCACCAUCCCCAGGAGAGAAGAGCAAGACACAGCUUACUCCAGCACAGCUCUACAAGACCGGGCCCACCACAGAACAGAUUUACCAGACCAGACCCGGCCCAUCCCAACACAGCUCUACUAUACCCGGCCCAUCACAACACAGCUCUACUAGACCCGGCCCAUCACAACACAGCUCUACUAGACCCGGCCCAUCACAACACAGCUCUACUAGACCCGGCCCAUCACAACACAGCUCUACUAGACCCGGCCCAUCACAACACAGCUCUACUAGACCCGGCCCAUCACAACACAGCUCUACUAGACCCGGCCCAUCACAACACAGCUCUACUAGACCCGGCCUGA